This is a messenger RNA of Aspergillus pseudoviridinutans, 285 nucleotides long. RefSeq lists its product as uncharacterized. The record is from RefSeq and is a predicted model, not a curated record. Lineage: Eukaryota; Fungi; Ascomycota; Eurotiomycetes; Eurotiales; Aspergillaceae. The coding region runs from base 1 to 285 and encodes 94 amino acids. The transcript has 2 exons.
AUGGCCACUAAAGACGACUUGCCCCAACCUAGGGAUGAAUCCCCGGGCAUACCAUCUGUCGCGCCGGAUGCCCUGUGCAUAGAUGGCCAUCUAUUCCGCAUUAACUACGAUGUUCCAGCGGAGAUUACCGAGCAAAUGUGGGAAUUAUACGACCGUGAUGCAAAGUAUGAAGAGAUCCCGGAGCACCUGAAAGCAUACGAAACCGAAAAGGAAGACACGGACGUGGAAGAGGCACGGCUGUUGGAGGAAUAUAGACAAGAGAUCGACCAAGGGAUGAAGGACUAA